Tripterygium wilfordii is the source of this 1122-nucleotide messenger RNA. RefSeq names its product heterodimeric geranylgeranyl pyrophosphate synthase large subunit 1, chloroplastic-like. Gene Ontology annotation, molecular function: prenyltransferase activity. The record is from RefSeq and is a predicted model, not a curated record. Gene Ontology annotation, biological process: isoprenoid biosynthetic process. The transcript is spliced from 2 exons. The coding region runs from base 133 to 1122 and encodes 329 amino acids. Lineage: Eukaryota; Viridiplantae; Streptophyta; Magnoliopsida; Celastrales; Celastraceae.
CAACGCAUUUACCUUGACCCCGUUCAGUGAAAUCUGGUCGUCGUCCUCUGAAGAUGUGGUGACGAUCAGCGAGUGAUUAGAGAAGAGAGUAGGUAUCGUGGUGCCGGAAGGGAGGGAUUUGAGUGUUUUUAGAUGGAGGAGAACGGGAGAGAAGUGGAAGUGGAGAAGAGCGAGGGAAGGCUGACCAGAUCGUACAUAGGCAGUGUCGGUCGGAGAGAAGAUCGUAAGGGAAGGCGUCCGUGGAAUUUUAGUGAGUACAUUGAUUUCAAGAUUUUAAGAGUAAACAAGGCACUCGAUGAGGCCAUACCCUUGCAACACCCGAUAAAGAUUCGCGAGGCGAUGAGAUACGCCCUCCUUGGAGGAGGAAAGCGACUUCGUCCUAUCUUGUGCAUUGCUUCAUGUGAAUUAGUAGGUGGAGAUGAAGCAUCGGCAAUGCCAAUGGCGUGUGCAUUGGAGAUUAUUCACACUACAUCGUUGAUUCAUGAUGAUCUUCCCUGUAUGGAUAACGAUGAUCUUAGGCGGAGCAAGCCUACAACCCACAAAGUGUUUGGUGAAAACGUUGCAAUGCUAGCUGCUACUGCCCUAUUUUCAUUUGCCUUUGAACACAUCGCGGCAAAGUCCACAAAUGUUCCUCCUGAGUGCGUGGUUCGAGCCAUCGCUGAGCUAGGCUCAGCCAUUGGAUCAGAGGGGCUCGUGGCGGGGCAGUUUAUGGAUAUUGAGAGUGAAGGGAAAGAUGUUACUUUAAAGGAAUUAGAGUAUAUUCAUUUACACAAAACGGCGAAACUCUUAGAGGCUUCUCUUGUUUGUGGAGCAAUAAUUGGAGGGGGGAGUGUACACGAUGUGGAUAGACUUAGAAAGUAUGCAAGGGUUAUAGGGUUAUUAUUUCAAGUGGUGGACGAUAUUUUGGAUGUGACAAAGUCUACGGAGGAGCUGGGGAAGACUGCCGGAAAGGAUUUGGCGAGCAAUAAGGCUACUUAUCCGAGGGUGAUGGGUGUUGAGAGAUCGAAGAAAUUUGCAAAUGAGUUGGUGGAACAAGCCAUUGGAGAGAUUUCACAUUUUGAUCCUGUCAAGGCUGCUCCAUUGUACAAUUUAGUUUAUUACAUAUCUAAUCGACAAAACUAG